Messenger RNA from Aegilops tauschii subsp. strangulata, 1105 nucleotides. RefSeq lists its product as uncharacterized. The record is from RefSeq and is a predicted model, not a curated record. Gene Ontology annotation, biological process: vesicle-mediated transport. NCBI's taxonomy places the organism in Eukaryota, Viridiplantae, Streptophyta, Magnoliopsida, Poales, Poaceae. Gene Ontology annotation, cellular component: membrane.
AAAAACGUUCAAUAAUUACGAGUCUGCUCGUUUUCUCCCUCGAUCUCUUUCGCUCCCUCCAUCCACCGCGACUCGACACGCACAGCCGCGUCCCAGCCCACCUCAAUCCCGCCUCGCCGCCGGCAGCUAAACCCGCAUCCCCGCGAUGCAGAAGACGGCGCAGUCCUGGUUCACCGGCGGCACCGCCUCCCCCAGCACCGCCGCGGAGUCGCAGCCCUCCCUGCUCGCCGACUGGAACUCCUACGCCGCCACCCGCUCGGACGUGUCCUCCUCCUCCCCCCUCCCGUUCGACAUCGAGGCCGCCGUCCGCUCCGCCAACGACACCGUCUCCGGCACCUUCAAUGUGAUGUCCAAGGGCGUGCGGGAGCUGCCGGGGAGCUUCCAGGGCGCCACCAGCAGCUUUCCCUCGGGGAAGGCACUCAUGUACUUCGGGCUCUUCCUCGCCACCGGCAUCUUCUUCGUCUUCAUCGCCUUCACGCUCUUCCUCCCCGUCAUGGUGCUCAUGCCGCAGAAGUUCGCUAUCUGCUUCACGCUUGGCUGUGCUCUCAUCAUCGCGUCGCUCUUCGCGCUCAAAGGUCCCGCCAACCAGCUCGCCCAUAUGACGUCAAAAGAGAGGCUACCGUUUACAGUGGGGUUCACUGGAUGCAUGGUUGGCACGAUAUAUGUCUCUAUGGUGCUUCACAGCUAUUUUCUGUCGGUGAUAUUCUCGAUCCUCCAGGUCCUUGCUCUUGCUUACUACACCAUAUCCUACUUCCCUGGAGGCUCUAGUGGAUUGAAGUUUCUCUCAUCAAGUCUCCUGUCCCCAGUAUCAAGAAUUUUUAGCUCGUAACCCUAGUAGAACAAAUAUGUAUGUGAUGAUCACACCCAUGCCCUUGUAAUUCCUGAAGUAUCUUUUGUAUGUAGUUGCUGAUCGACCGAAAGUAUCUUGUCCCGAUCGACCCAUGAUAGAGAUAUCAGAUACCGUGACCCCUUCCUUCACUCCUUUCCACUGCCAUUUACAGAUGUUAGGCGCGCGUUGGGCGUGGAUCGAAAAAGGUUUGUUGAGCUACUGUAUGUGUUUUGUGCAAAUAAAGUUAUAUUACUGCCUAUUUAUGGGCCAGGGUUA